Aspergillus novofumigatus IBT 16806 is the source of this 450-nucleotide messenger RNA. Its product is annotated as putative NADH-ubiquinone oxidoreductase 14 kDa subunit. Bases 160 to 435 code for a protein of 91 amino acids. The transcript is spliced from 2 exons. NCBI's taxonomy places the organism in Eukaryota, Fungi, Ascomycota, Eurotiomycetes, Eurotiales, Aspergillaceae. The record is from RefSeq and is a predicted model, not a curated record.
GAACGAUUGUCCGCUGAAGGUGACCCAUUGCGUCUCUGUCCGGGCCUGAACCUAGAAGCAAUUGUCUUCAUUCAACUACGGCGGCUUCUUCGGGUCAUAAUUUGCUUUAGCGACCCCUCCCUAUCCCAAUCCGCGCAGUCCGCAUCCACUACAAACACAAUGGUUCACAAAGUCCUCUUCUGGGGCGGCUUCGGCAUUGCCGUCCGACUCUGGCAACUCGGUAUCGAGAUGCGUCCUAUUCUCGCCAAGGAAUCUCUCUGGGUGUACCCUCUGUUCGCUGGCGUCGGUGGAAGCUUCGGCUAUUGGCUACAGGGUGUUGAGGACAGACAGCUCAAGAUUCUCGCUCAACGGCGGGAAGCGAUUCGGGAGAAGCGCCGGAGACGGGACGAACGCGAGGGAAUAUUGGAGGCAGGCACUCUGGCUGCAGUGUCGUGAAAUCACAACGGCUGU